Molecule: messenger RNA, 2707 nt
Organism: Protopterus annectens (West African lungfish)
Lineage: Eukaryota; Metazoa; Chordata; Ceratodontiformes; Protopteridae
Gene: CHADL
Product: chondroadherin like
Exons: 4
Coding region: 704-2707 (667 amino acids)
Cellular component (GO): extracellular matrix
Molecular function (GO): protein binding
Source: RefSeq, a predicted model, not a curated record
CAUUUGCUUCUAGCCACAUUGAAAGAAAUGUUCAACACUUCAAUACCAUUUGAAAAGUUAAGGCAAACAAACCGGAGGAAGUCUUGGAAAAUAGUUUUAGUUAAUAUAGAUUGCAACCCUCUCAACUUCUGUGUAGACAUGUACUACUUUUAUCUACUUUAAUUCAGCCAGAAGAAAGGAAGAUUACAAGUAUUUUUAGUACUUAAAUCUGAAUACUUGGAGAUUUAUUUUCAGAUAUUUAUGGAAUGUUUAAAUAAAGAAGUUAGCUCACAGCUGUUUUGCAUCUGAUCAGAACUCACUGAAACCAGAGAUCUUUCUUGCAUGACAGCACUUAACAGGACUGGAAUUGAUCACUGGCAAUAUUCUGGCAUUUAAGACAACCUCUAGUGUCAUUCUGAAUGAUAUGUAAUGUAACCUCUGAGAAUUCCUCAAGUGCAGUUUGCAUCUCUGCCUGCCCUGUUUUGCUGCAGGAGAACCUGGGAGCCUGUUUUUCAUUAUUGCUGGGAAAAAUACUUAAAGACUUUUUUAAAAUACUUUCAACACUACUGCAUCCAACCAGUGACAUGUUCUCCUGUUUGGAGGCCUGAGAAAAAGGAAACUAUUGGGCUUUAAGAUUUCACAGCUAUAUGUCAGUUAAGAAAGUGCUCAUUUCUGAACUUUCAGUUUAAGUCUGUUACUAGCUGCAGCCAAAACAGUCUACAAGAUGUUUUCAAGGAAAACUGCUGCAGGAUGGGUGCUGAUGUCCUGGAUACCGUUUUUAUGCGUCUCUUCAGAAAAAUGUCCAGCCUUUUGCAUUUGUGACAACAUCAAACACUCUGCUGCCUGCGUGAAAAGAAAUCUAACUGAGAUACCAGUUACCAUACCACAGGUAACACAAAAGCUUGACAUCAAAGGAAACAAUAUUAAAGUGAUUCCAAAUGGAGCUUUUCUUCAAAUUCCUUAUCUUACCUACUUGAACAUUCAAAACUGCAACGUUGAAAGUAUAGAAGAGGGUGCAUUUAGAGGCCUUGGACGGCUAAGUUACCUGAACCUGGGGCUUAAUAAAAUUACCAUCAUUCAUCAGGAGUCGUUUGAUGGAUUAUCAUCUCUUAAACAGCUCAUACUGGACAAGAAUAGUAUAGAAGAGAUAAAACCAGGUGCAUUCAGCCAAUUAGGUUUUUUAAACUUCUUGAACUUGGGAGAGAAUUUUUUGGUCUACUUACCAGAUAUGGUCUUCCAAGGACUGCAACAGAUCAAAUGGAUUCGCUUAUCUAACAAUAUGCUUAAUAUUAUUGCAGAUGGGGCUUUUGCCACAAUAACAAGUUUACAGAGAUUAAGUCUGAACAAUAAUGAGCUACAAUACCUUCCUACAGAAGCUCUUUCCAAGUUAGUUAAUGUCAUUAAGCUGGAGAUGGGCAACAAUCCCAUGACGUACAUUGGUGAGGAAGCAGUUAACAUGCCUUCUCUGAAAAUUCUCUUGAUGGACAACAUGGCUCUUCAGGAUGUUUCUCAUAAGGCCUUUGAGAAAACUCCCAAGUUGACUGUUCUUGAUCUCAAGAACAAUCAGCUAAGGGUUCUUCAACCACUGGAUGGAGUUGACCAGCUAAAAGUGUUCAAUCUAACAGGAAAUCCAAUUAUAUGCAACUGUUAUAUGCGUCCUUUUAAAGAAUGGAUGGACAAAGCUCGAAUUAAUGUAGACCUUAUCUGUGCUGGGCCAAGUACGUAUAGAGGAGAGAAACUGGAAGCUAUAAGGCCUAUAAAUCUAAAAUGUGAAAGCUAUCCUGAAGAAGAACACUUGCCUGUCCUGCCUGUUACUCAAAAACCAAAGAAAGAAGGUGCUACACCCUGUCCGGAAAACUGCGAUUGCAGUUCUGACCUGCAACACUCUACCUGUGAGAACAAAGGCUUGCAUAAGAUACCAAAGGGAUUUCCACCCGACACAAGACUUUUAGAUAUGCGCUAUAAUGAGUUCUACACAGUUCCCAGAAAUGCAUUCUCUGAUAUGAAAAAUGUUAUCUCACUCCACUUGCAGAACUGCAAAAUUGAUGACCUUCAGCCUGGUGCAUUUUUGGGCAUGAAAAAACUUGUGUAUCUGUAUUUAUCAGACAAUUUGAUUUCCACCCUAAAUCCAGCAGCCUUUGAGGGAGUCCCUCAACUAACAUACUUAUAUUUAGAACACAACAGGUUUACAAGUAUUCCAAAGGGUGCAUUCAAACUUCUACCCAACCUCCUUUCCUUGCAUUUACAGUACAAUUCUAUCAGCUAUGUUACAGGUGAAAACCUGGCAGGUGCUGAAAAAUUACGUUGGUUUUACUUAAGUGGAAACAACAUCAACUAUAUUGGCUCUGACGCCUUCAACUUUGCUGAAGAGCUUGAAAAGCUGCAUCUUGAUGAUAACCAGAUUUCAGAAGUACCAAUUCAUGCCCUGAAAAAGAUGCCCAUUUUGGAAGAGCUGAAGCUGUCUAAGAAUCCUAUUAAACAAAUUGGCAAUUUUGCCUUCCUCCCAUUGGCUGAUUCUUUGAAAAACAUCUACUUAGAUAACAUGGGACUGGAAAAGAUUGCAAGUGGUGCCUUUGCAGGACUUGGAGAAGGACUUCGGGAACUUUACCUUGAUGGAAACAAACUAGAAAAUCUACCAAGCCUUGAUAACUUUACCAGUAUAGAUGUGGUUACCUUGAAUAACAACCCAUUCAAGUGUGACUGUCAGCUGCUUCACCUGCGCAAGUAA